AUGAAUUUCAGUCAACCAGCACUGACUGAAGAUUCAUACUUCUGCUUUGAGUCUGUGAAUAAGUCUUGCCCGAAGAUCAUCUAUCCAAUGGCGAUACGGGUUCUACUGCAAAUUUUCUUUACGGUCAUCCUUGUUAUAACAUUGUGUGGAAAUAUUCUUGUCAUCGUAUCCAUUGCUCACUUCAAACAUCUGCACACCCCAACCAACUACCUCAUCCUCUCUCUGGCAGUGACUGACUUGCUUAUGGGAAGCGUUGUCAUGCCUCCUUACAUGGUGCGAGUGCUUGAAUCAUGCUGGUAUUUUGGAGAUGUGUUCUGUAAAAUACACAUGAGCGCAGAUAUCAUGCUGUACAGUGCAUCCAUGUUAAAUCUGUCUUUUAUUUCCAUUGAUCGAUAUUAUGCAGUUUGUCAGCCCCUCCACUACCGGACCAAGAUCACCACUAGUGCCACAGUGAUCAUGAUCUUAGUCUGCUGGAGUGUGUCUGCUUUUGCUGCAUUUGGGAUGGUAUUUCUUGAGCUGAACUUGUUGGGCACUAGAGAUUUUUAUUAUGAAAAUGUGGCUUGUGUAGGUGGCUGUGUUUUGUUUCAGGGUAAAACAGCAAGUUUAGUGUGUUUCAUUCUCUCUUUUUUCAUCCCAGGAUUCAUUAUGUUGGUCAUAUAUAAAAAAAUCUUCCAUGUUGCACUGAAGCAAGCCCGUUCUAUUCACAGCAUUGCCUGUAACAAUGUGCAAUCUGAAAACAACAAAAAUGAGCGAAAGGCUACAAAGACCCUUGUGAUUGUUAUGGGGGCAUUCCUGUCAUGCUCUACACCCUUUAUUAUGUCAAACCUAAUUAAUCCAUUUGUUAAUUAUUCCAUUCCACCUGUGUUGACUGAAACACUUUUCUGUAUGACUUAUUUAAAUUCAACAUGUAAUCCUAUUAUUUAUGCUUUCUACUAUAGUUGGUUUAGGAAAGCAUUCAAAAUGAUUAUUUUUGGUAAAAUAUUUCAAGCUCAUUCCUCAACAGCAAAAUUAUCCACAGACUAA
Messenger RNA from Conger conger (European conger), 1023 nucleotides. Its product is annotated as trace amine-associated receptor 1-like. The transcript has a single exon. Gene Ontology annotation, cellular component: membrane. Gene Ontology annotation, biological process: G protein-coupled receptor signaling pathway. Gene Ontology annotation, molecular function: trace-amine receptor activity. The record is from RefSeq and is a predicted model, not a curated record. The coding region runs from base 1 to 1023 and encodes 340 amino acids. NCBI's taxonomy places the organism in Eukaryota, Metazoa, Chordata, Actinopteri, Anguilliformes, Congridae.